Messenger RNA from Austrofundulus limnaeus, 4158 nucleotides. RefSeq names its product POP1 homolog, ribonuclease P/MRP subunit (gene pop1). Gene Ontology annotation, cellular component: nucleolar ribonuclease P complex; ribonuclease MRP complex. Bases 93 to 2957 code for a protein of 954 amino acids. Gene Ontology annotation, biological process: tRNA 5'-leader removal. Lineage: Eukaryota; Metazoa; Chordata; Actinopteri; Cyprinodontiformes; Rivulidae. The transcript has 16 exons. The record is from RefSeq and is a predicted model, not a curated record.
AUGGURGCCAUCGACGAGCAGAGUCGAACCUUUUGAAACACGUAUUUAUGUGCAUAUAGUCGUACUGGGAACUACUGGGAACUUUCGAGAAAAUGUCWGCUGCUAAAGUGAAAAUGCGAGAAAAGAAGAUGAGGAAUCAGCCUGCCAGCGUGCAGUAUUCUUCCUCUGAUAAUGCUGAGAGCAGCAGAGGAAGAGGUCAGUCUGUCAGAGGUGGACCAUCCAAUAUGCAACCAUCUCCUAAAAACCUGAAGGGAGACCCCCACACUGGAUGGGUUCGUGGACAUCACAGGGAUGGUGGUGGUUACGUCAAGGAGAUGCCAAAGUUCAUCACUGCUGGAGCUUUUGCCAGAGCCAGGGCUGCAGAGGUGCGCGCCAUGCUGAAAGCCAUUACCAAGACAACAGCCAGCAGCCACGUGUUUCAAGCUCUGCCCAAACACAUGAGGCGACGGGCCAUGAGCCACAACACCAAGCGUCUUCCUCGCAGGCUGAGAGACUUGGCCAACAGAAUGCGAGAGAAGAGCCUCCAGGCCAGCUCAAAGAAGAAGAAAGAACCUGCAAAGAACAAAAGCCGCAAAGCUCGCCGACGGCACGGAAACCUGCUGCUGGAGUUCAAUCGUCGCCAGCGGAAGAACAUCUGGCUGGAGACGCACAUUUGGCACGCCAAGCGCUUCCAUAUGGUUAAGAAGUGGGGUUACUGUCUCGGAGACAGACCCACAAGCAAAUGUUAUCGACCAUGCUACAGAGCCAUGAGCAGCCACUGCCUCCUACAGGAUCUUUCUUACUAUCACUGUAUUGAGCUGAAGGGUGAGGAAGACAAGCUGCUGGCUGCUCUGUCACAGCUCACCAGUAAGGAGACAGGUCCUACAUUUGCUGCAGGCCUGUGUCUGUCGGGGUGCAGACAGGGAAGUGUAACAGUGUACAGAGCAGGGCGGUACCCCUCCCAGCCCCUGGGCCCUGUCACCUUCCUCUGGAGACCCCAAACACAAGGAGCAACUGGCAGGCAGCUAUGGAUCUGGGCUCAUCCCRCUCUGAAGCAGGAUCUUCUCCCUGAAUUACAAAGUGUGUGUCAGUGUCAUGAUGUUGUGGUUCCCCCGGCUGUACCAGAGGUCUUACAGGCAGAGGUGAGUGAUCCCCCACAGCCAGAGAACCUCUCAGAAGAGAAGCUGAAAUGUGGGAUCAAAAGGAAAAGGCACUCUAGGGACACCGGUGAGCCUCCUGUGAAGAAGAUUCUGGGAGAUGGAACCAGAUCACCUGGCACUCCGGUUACCUGGAAGUCCGGAUCAACGGGGAUUGUUAUAAAUGAUCUCACAAUGGAGAUAGUUCGUUAUCGCCUGAUUGGACCACAGUCCCACUCUGUGCUGACUGACACUUUGGAAGCAGCUACAGUCUGUCAUGAUGUGAAUAAUUCCCAGGCCUCCUCCUUCUGGUGGCCUCAGAACUGCAAGGAUGAGAACAAAAUGAAUCUGCAUCACCAACAAGCUGAUAUUUUUCACACACUGAAAGGCAUCUUUUCAACUGGAGAACUCCCCCCAGGCGUAGUGCUGGGUCUGACUGUGGACGACCCCAGACUAACUUUACCCGAAAAGAAGGUCAAAGCUUUGCCCCRUGUAGACCAGGCUCAAGAGGUUGAUGAGAAGACGAGGCAGCUGAUGUUACAAGGAGUCCCAGARCAAUGCUGUCAGAGUUUCCUGUGGGACCGCUCUGUUCGUGAUGAUGUCACUGACAACAAGAUACCCGAGCAGGAGUUGAACCGUAUGAGGAGUGAGCUGCUGGUGCCGGGCUCCAGGCUGAGCUCCAUCCCCCCUCAGAGCCGAGUCCCUGUUUUACUGGUUCACCAGCCUGGAAAGCAGCUGGGAAAUGAGAUGUGCUCCUGGGGGUCUGGAUGGGACCUGCUCGCUCCAAAGGGCUGGGGCAUGGCCUUCUGGGUCCCACUGGUGUACAGAGGAGUUCGUGUGGCGGGGCUUCACAUGAGCCUGAAACACUCCCAAAAUAAAGCUGUUCCUCACUUCCCCCACGACUAUCCCGACUGCCCUGCAGGUGUUCGGUUUCAGGAGGAGCAGGAGGCUGAGUUCCUGGACAAAUUCAAAAGGCGUCCGCCAGCCAAAAGGACCAAUUACAUCAAACAUGGCUGCCUGGCUCCCUUCCGUUGCCCCUGGCAACAGCUGGCAGAGGAGUGGGAAGACGGGCAGAUCCAAAGCACAACACAAACAGGUGUUUCCGUGACCGAGGAGAUGACAUCACAACAAAACAUCGCCACGACUAAAGCUCCGAGCAGCUUUGUUGUUCUGAGGAACAGGAAGUCUCUGCGGCUCCUGUCUGCUUGGUGCAGACCCUCCACAUCCAAAGGCCAGAGGCAGUGUCGUGUUGGGAAGGUGCCACCUCUCAGCCGGCCCGCAGUGACRGCUUUCCUCGCAGCUCACGGAUCCAGCCUGGUGUGGGUGCGCCUGUCACUGCUGGCGAAGGGCAAACCGGAGAUCCACGCCAUGGUGUGUGUGCCGACCGCAGAGGACCUGAAGCUGCUGGGCAGAAACCCAGUGAACGGGGGUCCUCAGGAGCUCCCACAUAAAGACCAUUUCAAAUGCAGAAUCAAACGUCAGAAAAAAGGCUCCAAGAAGGCGACUGCUUUAUCUACUGAUGACCCCCGAGUCAAAGGAUCAGACCCUGCUCCUGUCCCAGUCACAUCCUCAGAUCCCCAGUCGUCCUCAGACCUGAUCUUUGGGCUGUGGCCAGACCCUCUGCCUCGUGUCACGUCUCAGUGCUCCCGGGUGACUCUGGGCUGGGUCACUCAGGGGGACUUCUCCCUGUCUGCAGGCUGCGGGGAGGCGCUGGGCUUCGUCAGCGUCACYGGUCUCCUCCACACCCUGCUGCAGCAGCCGGAGGAGCAGAGAGGAACUCUGCUGCUGCGCAACCCCAACUCCCUUCUUUACCGACUCACWAAGGUCAACAUCGAGGUGUGACUCAAACACUUCAAGCUACAGAGAACUGGAGCCUAAAUACCAAAUAAAUAAAUAAAUGCUGCAGGGUUAACGGAGCGAGUUCUGCAGUGGCCUGAAGGUGCAGCCAGUUACACUGCAUGAAGCUUAAUGUAAAAACCCUGUGCCUUUGCUGAUGACACACAUCCUUAGUGUUACAGCUGAUCUGAGUUGUUGAUGCAGAAUUGUAAUUUCUUUGAUCAUUAGAUUUAAUUUUAAAAACGGAUACUGCAAAAUGGAUGAUUAAUCUAUUUUUAUUUUAUACYCCAAAAACAGGAAAGCAUUUCUUUUUAUUCUUUGUUAAACCAGAAGUUAACACAGCUAUAGUUAGAUAACUUUAAAAACAGGCAGCUGCCUGUAAAUAAAUGCUAGCUAACUGCUUUUGCAUUUCUUUAAAUGACAAACUAUUUUAUCAUCGUAGCUAGUCUAAUUUCUUCUAAAUUUCUUUUAGCUCCACCUUAAAUGGUCUGAUAAUGGAAUAAACAUGUUUUACUUUAUAACUAGCUAACCAGGCAGCCACAGUAAACACUAGCUAACUAGUUUGACAUUUUAUUAGCAGGUGUCAGCUGAUGAUUCAAACUGUUUCCUGGAGAUGCUGCUGCUUUUAGUGCAUGAAGUCUUUCUCCAGGAGGUCCACGGUGAGGAACUUGAAGCAGGUUCUAAAGGAMGGCAUUGAGUUAUCAUGAUGACAAUGUUAAACUUUCAGUGUAACAAAAAUAAAAAAAGAUGGGACUGUUUUUCUGUUUUUGGAGUAUGAAAUGAAAAAUAGAAUAAUGGUCUGUUUUUAAAGCGAAAAAACAAACGAUUGAGUACACGGACAUGUCUCCCUGGGCUGUGGCUGUUCUGACCUGUUUUCAUGUGCAUGGCUUUUGUUUUCCAGAAGAUUCACUUUAUUUUGACCAGCCGUGACCCACUUUGUUUUCACCGGGAGAUAACUACCUCCACCUUCAUGAUUUAAACCAGUCAAAUAUCUUUACCACCAGCUGGAGUGCUUGCUGUGACCUAGUAUUUACAGGGUGUUCUAAUCUAAAGGACAUUAUUUUACUUGUUUUACGUUUAUCAAUAGAGUUUGAGUUCUUGAAAUUCCUUUCAUCAGUGAGAAUUAAAUGCAGAAACACAUCGGUCUUUGUUCACUGCUGCAACAAAGUGUUUUGUUUGAGUAUCAUCCAAUAAAAAGCUGAACAUA